AUGGCGUAUAAUCAGUCGGACCCCUCGUCAACGAGGGGUUCUAUCUCCCAGUCCGACACAGCCAUUCUAGAGGUCUUGAUUCCGGGGUAUACGUUUAUCUCCCGCAUCUUGCUUUCCUAUCUUCACAUUGACCUGGCCGCUUAUCUACAAUAUUUCAUUGCACUGGCCUUGUUUGGUGUCUCCAUGCGAUAUCUCUCCGAAUAUCUAACGCAAUUCUUUGAAACAUACCUCGUCUCCACGGCUGAGAUGCGCCUCGACGAUGAGCUCUUCAAUUACUUCAUGUAUUGGUGGUCCCGACAGCGCCAUGUGAAGCGCACGAAUCGAUUCUUGGCCGGUGUCCGGACAAAUGGCUAUUGGAGUGAUGGUGAAGACUCUGACCACGAGGAUUCGGAUGGUGAAGACGACGAAUGGGAGGGUGGCAACGGCUCUAUGAGUGCAGAGUCUUUCGAUGACUAUUGGACUAAAGUCAUCAACCGCGACAAGUAUAAAAGACUGCGCUUUACACCUGCGCAGGGUCGUCACUAUUUUUGGUAUCAGGGGCGAUUGCUGAUGCUGGACCGACGGUAUGAGCAAACCACAGCUCGUUGGGUGCUUAACAACGAGAAGCUGUACCUGUCAUGUUUAGGCCGGGACCCUUCCAUCAUUCAUAAGCUGCUCUCCGAUGCACAGCACAAAUUUGUCGAGCGUGAUGGCAGCCGAACGAUUAUUUACCGCGGACAAAGAUGCUCCUCUGGGGCUACAUUCAGUUGGAGCCGGUGCAUGUCUCGACCACCGAGACCAUUGGACACUGUUAUCCUGGACGAUGCCCAGAAACAAACAUUCCUGGCGGAUAUCGAAGACUACCUCGAGAAAGGUACCGCCGAAUGGUAUGCCGAGCAUGGAAUCCCGUACCGUCGUGGAUAUCUUCUUUCAGGGCCUCCGGGCACUGGCAAGUCCAGUCUUUGCUUCGCCGUGGCAGGCAAGCUUGGACUGAAGAUCUAUCUUCUUAAUUUGAGCUCUCGAUCCCUGGAUGAGGACAACCUAUACUCUCUGUUCUCCGAGCUGCCACGACGAUGCAUACUCCUCGUUGAAGAUGUCGAUACCUCCGAGAUCACCCAUAGUCGAGGAAAGUCCAUUUUCCCUCAGUCUGCUGCAAGCAAAGCCGGUAACUUGCCACCGAAGACAUCCUCCCCGGAUGAGACCGGCAAGAACACUUCAAAGGAGAAGACAGAACAAACUGGAAUCACGCUUUCCAGCUUACUGAAUGUGCUUGACGGCGUGGCUGCCAGUGAGGGCCGUAUCCUCGUCAUGACAACCAACCACCCCGAAAAACUAGACGAUGCACUUCUGCGCGCAGGCCGUGUUGAUAUGCAGAUUGAGUUCAGACUCGCGAUUUCUGAAGACAUUGAGAAGCUCUACCAGUCGAUCUACUCAGUCUCGAGAGAGGAACGCGCUCGUCCAUCACCUCGCCGCGAGACUGGAAGCAAACUGCGGUUGCAGAAUGGUAGCGCAGACCAUGGAGAUGAGUCAAAGGGAACGGAAAACCUUGACAAUGGAGAGGCCGAAGAAAAUAAGCCAAACGGUGUCCAAGGACGCCGGCAAAUACUGCAGUCUCGUAUUGCGUCUCUUGCUAAGGAUUUUGCUUCUCUUGUCCCCAGUGGAGAGUUUUCUCCAGCUGAGAUCCAGGGAUAUCUCCUCAAACACAAAGAUCACCCGGAGAGAGCGAUCAGAGAAGUCGCAGCAUGGGUCGAGGAUGAGAAGGAGAAGAAACGUGCAAAGAAGGAAGCCGAGACCAAGGCCAAGGAAUCCGAGAAAAAUGGGUCCUAA
Molecule: messenger RNA, 1806 nt
Organism: Penicillium daleae
Lineage: Eukaryota; Fungi; Ascomycota; Eurotiomycetes; Eurotiales; Aspergillaceae
Product: BCS1 and AAA domain-containing protein
Exons: 1
Coding region: 1-1806 (601 amino acids)
Biological process (GO): mitochondrial respiratory chain complex III assembly; protein insertion into mitochondrial inner membrane from matrix
Cellular component (GO): mitochondrial inner membrane
Molecular function (GO): ATP hydrolysis activity; ATP binding
Source: RefSeq, a predicted model, not a curated record